AUGGCCUCAGGCUACAUAUCCGACGAAUCGAUGUCCAACUCGCUCCUGGCCGAUGGAUCCGAGCUCAGCGACACCGAGACGGUCCUACUGCUCAGCCAAUCCUUGGGCUCGGAACACGAAGAGAGUGAUGGUACCCAACUUGAAGUCGCGCCGCCAACUGAUGGUGCCCACUCUACUGGCCUCGCCGUCGCCAAUUCUGGAUCAGGGACUAUCCAUUAUGGUGGCUACUCGUACGCCCAAUACCACUUCAACCCUCGAACCGACACCAGGCACUAUCGAUGCAGCGCCUACCGCCGAACAAAUUGCAAGGCGAAAUUCUACGUGAGUGGCCGUGGCGCUGUGGAGGAUGGAGAGCACGAGCCCGCUUGUGUACCUGGUUUCCGUCGAACCUCGACUGGACCGGCCCCUGCUGUUACCGACCGAAAAGAGGGGAUGCUGCUGAUGACGGACACAAUUUGGAUCAUUGUGAUGCUCUACGAUUUGAUUUCGGAGCUCUUUUUGCCAAUUUGGUACGUCCUUACGGACGGGAAAACGGCUCAGUUCGCCAUGAUCACGUCUGUCCAGAACCAGUUUCCAGAAUCCCGAAUUGUUGGCUGCCUUUUUCACUCCAAGCAAGCGCUCCAUCGGAAGAUGUUGAAGUUGAAGAUCACGGAAGAUGAAGUGGAUUUGACAAUGCGGGAGGGCUGCAACGGUUAUCCGACCUAUGGAUAUACCCUCCGAGGCGCCCACGAGAAGUACUUCAAGAAAAUCUGGAUCUACAAGUUCAAGCCGGAGUGGUGGAACAUUAACAGUGUGAGCGAAGACAUCGUCCUGGCCUUCUUCGAUGACUUUGAAGAGGUCGAUGACACGUGA
Messenger RNA from Phytophthora sojae, 852 nucleotides. RefSeq lists its product as hypothetical. Bases 1 to 852 code for a protein of 283 amino acids. The record is from RefSeq and is a predicted model, not a curated record. The transcript has 5 exons. NCBI's taxonomy places the organism in Eukaryota, Oomycota, Peronosporomycetes, Peronosporales, Peronosporaceae.